GCUGUGAUUUAGGUAUUACCAACACAAUCGUACGUGUCGCAUUUCCGAGAUCCUCAAAGUAUGGACACCACACUCUCUUAGAAGUAUCGGGGAGGAAUCUUUUAGGAAUGACUUUCGCACAGGAUUACUGGCUUGUGUUGGUCGCAGUAUUUGUCUUUUAUCAGGGAAUAAUUACUCCGUGUUUAGCAAGGCCUGAUGGGGCGCCAUCGGAAGCAUGCAGUACGUUGCUCCCUCGACACGGCUCAGCAACGCCACGGCAGCCUCCCAACCCAUACCGGAUCCAACUAGGAGCAAUUAGGUAUGUGGCGGGUGGAACCGUAAGAGUUACUCUCACGGGACCCAAUGACGGAAUGAAGGGAUUCAUUCUCCAAGCCCGUCGAGUCGGCCAGUCAACACCGGUAGGCACAUGGGAAAAUCUCCCACCAAACACACGUACCAUGGCUUGCCUGAGGUCGGGGGACACGGUCACUCAUUCCACCAAUCAGCCCGACACGGCUGCGUCCUUUACAUGGAGGGCCCCAACAACCAACGUCGGGACACUGGAAUUUGUAGCAACUGUUGUGCAGUCCUUUUCAACAUUUUGGGGACCGUUCCGAUCAUCAGAAGUUACAGCCACUGGUGGUUGUUCACCCAACCCUUGCCUCAAUGGACAGUGUGUUACAGUUGGAUCCUCCUUCCAGUGCAACUGUCAAGCAGGGUUUACGGGCACAACUUGCCAAGUGAGGUCACCUUGCCUGUCCAACCCUUGCUUUAACGGCGGUGCAUGCUCAUCAUUGGGAUCGGGCUACCAAUGUAACUGCCUGACAGGCUUUACAGGCACACAGUGUGAAAUACAAGUUGGAAACGCAUGUUCCUCCAGUCCUUGUUUGAAUGGUGGUGUCUGCACAUCCUUCGGAUCUGCAUUCCAGUGCAGCUGUCAGCCAGGAUUCACCGGUGCACAGUGCCAAACUACCACCACCACUGGCAACAGUUGUUCUCCAAACCCAUGCCGCAAUAGUGCCACAUGCACAGUGACCGGUUCCAAUACCUUCACAUGUACUUGUAGGACGGGUACCAGUGGGCCUCUGUGUGCAACCAUCAACGAUGCCUGUUUUUCCAGUCCUUGUCAGAACGGGGGACAGUGCACAACAACCGGGUCCUCCUACCUGUGCAAUUGCCCGUCAGGGUACACUGGUCCCCGCUGCUCAACACAAAUUACUGCUUGUUCUUCAAACCCGUGUCUGAAUGAUGGCCAGUGUUCGCUGGUUGCUGGAACUUCAAACUUCCAGUGUAGCUGCACGAUAGGCUAUUUUGGCUCCAGAUGUCAAAGUAAGUUUGUUCAGUCAUGUCUGCUCGUCCAGUCCAUGUCGAACGGUGGACAGUGCUCAAUGAUUACUGGAACCUCAAAUUACCAAUGUAACUGUUUGACAGGCUACUCGGGCGCGAGAUGUCAAACCUCUGCAUGUACAUCUAACCCCUGUCUUAAUGAAGGUCAGUGCUCAUUAAUUGGAACAUCAGGUUAUCAGUGUGCUUGUCAAAGCGGCUUCUCAGGAACAACUUGUCAGAUUCAUGCCUGCUCCUCUAACCCAUGCCUUAAUGAUGGCCAGUGCUCAUUGGUCACUGGAACAACCAAUUAUCAGUGCAGCUGUCUGAUUGGCUACUCCGGGGCAAGGUGCCAAACUACUGCAUGCUCAUCCAGCCCCUGUUUAAACAAUGGCCAGUGCUCAGUGAUAACCGGAACUGCAAACUACCAAUGCAGCUGCUCAGUUGAAUACUCCGGCUUGAGGUGCCAAAUCACUGCUUGUUCAUCCAACCCCUGUCUGAAUGGCGGCCAGUGCUCUUUGGUGAUGGGAACAUCCAAUUUCCGAUGUAGUUGCUCAAGUGGCUACUCAGGCACGAGAUGUGAAAUUGAUUCCACUAGUUGCUUUCCUAAUCCAUGUUUCAAUGGCGGUCAGUGUAUGCCCAUUACUGGUGGGGCUGGCUACCGAUGCAUUUGCCCAAGUGAUUUUACCGGACUCAAUUGCUUACAAUCUCUGGAUCCUUGUGUACCUAAUCCUUGUCUGAAUGGCGGCACGUGUAGCAGUCUUACCUCCUCCUCAUUCCAAUGUCGAUGUGCAGACGGCUGGUCGGGCGUAGUUUGUGCAACCAGAUCAGCAGAUGUGUGUGCAGAAGUCAAUAUUUGUCAGAAUGGAGGCACGUGUGAACCCAAUACAGGGGGAAGCUUUUCCUGCCGAUGUGCUGAAGGAUUCGACGGUGUGGACUGCUCAAAUAUGAUUUCCCCGUGCUUUCCAAACCCUUGUUUGAAUGGAGCAACAUGCGUUGUGAGUGGUCCAUCGUCCUUCACAUGCACCUGCCCGUUAACUCAUUCGGGCAUUAUCUGCAGUGUCAGAGACAUGUGCACCCCAAGUCCUUGCAACAGUGGAGUGUGCCAGCAAGUAGCCGGUGACCCUAACUACACCUGUACCUGCAAUGCUGGAUAUAGCGGCUCUCACUGUGACAUACAAGCUUUGUGCAACCCAAAUCCCUGUGUCAAUGGGAUCUGCAGUCAGAAUGAUGAGACACUAACCUACUCCUGCCAAUGUGAUGUUGGCUUCAUGGGAGAAAACUGCGACCAACAAAGGGAGGCUCCAUGCGAGUCAAGUCCCUGCCGGAAUGGUGGAAUAUGCCAGCCCAAGCCAGAUGGGUUGACCUUUGACUGCUUCUGCCUGUCAGGAUACCAGGGCACCCUGUGCGGGGAAGCUGUAAUUCCCAUCUUCCAGAACUGUCCGGAGAACCAGAUUCUCACCUUUCCUCUAGACCCGGGUCAGAGCUCGGCAAACAUCAUGCUGUCUCUUGAGGCGACCGUGCCUGGGGUACCGGCAGCUCCCACCGUAGAGGUUGUUACUGGGCCCAGCAUCCCGGGCACUGUGCCUUACACCGAGGAAUACAGGGUCGGGAAGGUGGUUGUGAUGAGAGCCCAGAGUGCAACCGAGGCCACAGCCGAGUGUACUUUCGUCCUCAGGAUGAUAGAUGAAGAGCCACCUGUGGUAGUCUGUCCCGAGGACAUCACUAAAUUCACCUAUGGGUCCUCGGAAGCUGUAGAGUGGCCUCCUGCCACAGCCGUCGACAAUCUGGCACAGUCCUCAGACAUGACAAUAUCAUACAGCAUGGACAGUGGUUCGUUCUUCCUAUCAAGUGAGGAGGAAUCGCCCAACACCAUUGAGGUGACAGCGGUGGACACCUUUGACAAUGUUGCCAGGUGCCAGUUUGACGUCACGGUUGUGAAGAUACCCAAUGCCCCUCCCCCUGUCUUCACCGGUUGCCGAGAGGGGGAGACACUGUCCUACCAGGUGCGCAAUAACACGGACGUGGCCUACGUCAGCCUGAACUUGCAGGCCAAGGACUCCAGCCAGCAGCCUGCCAUUGUCAGUCAGCUAGAGGGGCCAUCAGUGGAUCUCCCAGGGGACAUCCGCUACACCGAGGGGUACCGGCAGGGGCAAAGGUUUGUCUUCACGGCAUUGGACCCAGUGACACAACUGACGGCCAACUGCACGUUCUGGAUCAAGAUUGUGGACAAACAGCCCCCCACCGUCAGAUGUCCGUCAAAUGUUAUCGAAAGGACCACAGCCAACACCAAGGCCAUUUUCUGGCCGCCGGUUGACGUUGAAGACAACCUGCCUCUCCCCGACGAAAACACUGUGGCCUAUGACCAAAAGAACGGCACAGUGUUCGAUGCCACCAGGAAUGGUUUGUCUCAAAUUGUCACAGUGACGGCCAUUGAUUCUUUCGGCAAUAGCGGGAGUUGCCAGUUCUCUGUCACCCUCUACAAAUUUGAUGUUGUGUGUCCCGAGUUUCCAGUCAUGACCAAUGGAGCGGGAGAUUGUGCUAUCGCUCCAGAUGGUAAAAUGGAGUGCAGAAUAGUGUGUGAUUCGGGAUAUGAGUACGCUCCCACAGACAACCGAUUCAAGUGUGAGAUAACCAGCACCAAGGCGUUCUGGCAGCCAACGCCAAACCCAAACGCAUGCAUGCGUCCAACGGCGGGCACCGCCAUCAGCAAGACGGUUACAGCUGUUUUUCCCUUUGAUGCCAACGUCUGUGAUGUCACAAACCUUGUCUUUGUGUCCAACAUUCAGACCAGCAUACAGUCCAGCCUGCGGGAGGCAGACCUGUGCCAGAAGGGCGUGGCCCAGGCCUGCACGCCCGACAGCGUCCAGCCAAAAUGCGGUGUCGUGGCAUCCGGUGGUGCGGCACGCAAACGCAAGCGACAGGCUUUCACUGACCUGUCAGUGGACAUUGUGGUCACGGCUCCGGCCGCGGACACGCAGGGAUCGUCACUAAGUGACGUCCAGCAAGAUGUGGAUGAUCUAGCCACGAGCAUCAAGGAGCUAGCCGACGGGGAGCGGCUAUCACUGGUCAUUGACCAUCAAAUGGUGUACAGUCUCAGCUCCGGAGUGUCAAAUGAUUAUGUAUGGAUAUGUGCUGAGGGCUACAAGAGCACCACAGGUGGAUGUGUUCUCUGUCCAGCUGGGACCUACUUCAACACCACUUCACUAGAGUGCCUGCAUUGUGAGCAGGGUUACUUCCAGUUUGAGAGUGGACAGACAGCAUGCAUCCAGUGUGCUACAGGACGAUCCACCGAUCAGAGAGGCAGUAUCAGCAGACAGCAGUGUGUGUCCGUAGGUGAAACUGCAGCUUUCACUUGGUCCCCCUUCCUGGCAUCCAUGGUGGGUAUCGCUGUGGCUUUCUUGGUUGUUCUCUUCAUCGGCCUCCUCUGCAUCUGUGUGUGUGUGCCCUCCACCCGGGACCGGCGCUAUGCCAGAAACCGAGACCUGGACGGCUCGCUGUCCAACCUCAAGUACCUGAACAAAGCCUAUGAGGAGGAGUACACCAAGCGGCGGGCGGUGGGCAUGCACCGCUUGACCACCAAACGGCAGAAGUCACCGAGCCGGGCCUCCACGGCCACGGGGUACAUCACCAUGUCUAGCAACAGCGGCAGCCGCCGCAAUCAGGCCGACAUGGUGUCCAUCGACUCGGAUGACUACCGUCGCGACAUCAGCGAUGGGGAGGGGCGACAGGCCCAUUUCAACAGGGGCCACACCAUUGAGCGGGACUCGGGGAUGUCGUACGGCCACGCCUCCACAGCCACGAUGGGGAGUGGCGGGGGCGGGUUCCACUCUCCCUCAAAAAUGUCAGCAUCCAACACCCAGACAAGAAGAGAGCUACCAGAUACAGGACUGUGAGGCAACCUCAACCAGGUCAUGAGCAACACUCUCACAAAAUGAGGAUGACUGAGACGUGAUGCGGCCAACCAAGUGGAUGUACUUUUCAAAAGGCAACAGGAGAUUCAUAUUAGGAUACCUACUGCUGGCAGAGAGGCUACAUUCUUGUAAAAAAGUUCUAAAUGUUUAUCAGGAAUGAGCCAGUUUAGUAUUCUGACAGCGCAUGCCCAGAAUGAAGCAUAUGUCUGAGUUCAUUCAGGAACAGCAUUAUGUGCACACCAUAGUCUGCUCCCUCAGUCAGCUCUACGCCGACUCACACGUAUACUUUGUUCUCGAAUGACCUUGUCUUUUUGAAAAACCGAACUGGCUCAUUGUGUUUACUUAUAUUAUUAUUUUCUGUGUGCAAAAGGUUUUGAUGAAUUUUUGCUGUCUCUGCAGAGACAUUUUUCCCCCAUUGUUUGAUUUUUGGUUUUAUAUUUGUGCAAUAAAUUACAAAUUUCAUUGAGAUCACAAAUGGGGCACUGUUUAAAAGAUGUAUUUCCUUGUAAACUAUUGUGAGUGAAGUCACAUUUUUUAUCCAAUUUGUCCACUUGAUAAAUUGACUGAAUAGUAAAAAAGAUUAGUUUAUGAGUUUUAGUCAUGAGGUAUUUUGCUUGUUUGUCCUACUUCUUGAAAUGUUUAUUGUAUACUAUGAACAAUACCGUCGCAUCUUGUGCAGUUGCAUUAGCACUGUCAUAUGUUGUAAAUGUGUGUUACUUUUCCAUGCAAACUUAAGUUAGCUGCUAGCAGUUUCUCAUGAACAAAAUCAGUUAAAUGGUGUAAUAGGUGCAGUUUUUUCUCUUUCUUUGUAAUUGAUCCAACCCCCCACAAACCAUUCACCGAUUGCCAAUUUUAGCAUUCUGAAAGUUGCUAACUUCAACAAUAAAAAUUGCUAACUUCUUUAGCAUCCUUGGCUAAUCUAAUCUUUGCCUCUGUGCUUAGUUUCAUCAUUAAGGGUACACCCAAGAAAAUUAUCUAACAAUGGCUUAUGUUAGCAUUUGAAUUUUCAAGCAAUGGCAUGUGCUCCAGUAUCCUUUACAAUUGUGUACAAUGCCUUUUUAGGCAAUUUUGUUUGCUUCAAAUUAAAGGUGCAUGUAUUUAAUAA
Acanthaster planci (crown-of-thorns starfish) is the source of this 6321-nucleotide messenger RNA. RefSeq lists its product as uncharacterized. Lineage: Eukaryota; Metazoa; Echinodermata; Asteroidea; Valvatida; Acanthasteridae. Gene Ontology annotation, molecular function: calcium ion binding. The record is from RefSeq and is a predicted model, not a curated record. Gene Ontology annotation, biological process: heterophilic cell-cell adhesion; establishment or maintenance of epithelial cell apical/basal polarity. Gene Ontology annotation, cellular component: plasma membrane; protein-containing complex.